UGUUUUUGUUUUAUUAUGCUAUGUUGCUCGGGCUCUUUAAAAAGGUCUUGGGUGCAUGUUGGAUCCUUCAAAAAUAGUGCAUUUUUGGAGGAUCCGGCACGGGUGCUGCAACAUUCUUGAGAGUCUGAGCAAUUUAGUCAUUAUGUUGGAGUGAUGAUAUGUUAUUUGAGUGUUUGGUUUAAUCAUUAGACUGUUAGUAUUAUGUAGCGCAUAAUUCUUGAACUUGUAAAAGAUCUGAUAUUGAUCCUUGUAGAGUUCUGAAUGCUUAAAAGAUCCAAUUUUGUGGGAUGUCUCAGAAGGGACUUCUGAGUUGUGUUGCUCGGAUUCUUCAAAAAUGUCAACGGGUGCGUGUUGGAUUCUCCAAAAUUAGUUUAUUUUUGGAGAAUAUGACACGGAUGCAGCAUCGGAAGUGAAGAAUCUGCACAACUUAGCUUCUGAGUGCUUAAAAGUUAUGCUGGUUUCAUAUAGUGCUGGAUCUGCAGUUAUUUGAGUGUUCCCAUCUUACCCCUGACUCGGGGGAACGCAAGCUUCAUCAGAUCUCACGCUACAUUUUGAUUUAGUUGAUUUCAGCUAAUUUUUAGAUUGAAUUUGGCGUGAAAUGGUUGUCAUGGAGAGAGCCUUACAUUCUGAGAGUGGUGUGAGGAGGAAUCUUGGAGUUCAUGGUUGCAAUGGCGGGCAAAAACUCGGGAGAUAAUAGGACUAGGACUUCUGUAUCAAUAUUUAUAGUAGCUGGUCUAUGCUGUUUCUUCUAUUUACUUGGAGCAUGGCAAAGAAGUGGUUUCGGGAAAGGAGAUAGUAUAGCUCUGGCAGUCACCAAGACUGCUGAUGAGAAUUGCGAUAUACUACCAAAUCUCAAUUUUGAAACUCGUCAUGCCGGCGAAGCAGGCGGUACUGAUGAGUCGGAAGAAGCCGAGGAACUCAAGCCAUGUGAUCCUCAGUACACCGAUUAUACACCAUGUCAAGAUCAAAAGCGUGCUAUGACUUUCCCAAGGGAAAAUAUGAACUACCGGGAAAGGCAUUGUCCACCUCAAGAAGAGAAGUUACACUGCCUUAUUCCCGCACCUAAGGGAUAUGUUACCCCGUUUCCAUGGCCAAAAAGUCGGGAUUAUGUUCCCUAUGCGAAUGCUCCAUAUAAGAGCUUGACAGUUGAGAAGGCCAUUCAGAACUGGGUUCAGUAUGAAGGUAAUGUGUUCAGGUUCCCAGGAGGAGGGACACAGUUUCCUCAAGGAGCAGAUAAGUAUAUUGAUCAGCUUGCUUCAGUUGUCCCUAUCGAAAACGGGACAGUUCGGACUGCUUUGGACACUGGUUGUGGGGUUGCAAGUUGGGGUGCUUAUCUUUGGAAAAGGAAUGUCAUAGCAAUGUCAUUUGCCCCAAGGGACUCACAUGAAGCUCAGGUUCAGUUUGCUCUGGAAAGGGGUGUACCUGCUGUUAUUGGUGUACUAGGAACCAUCAAAAUGCCAUAUCCAUCUAAAGCCUUUGAUAUGGCCCAUUGUUCUCGUUGUCUAAUCCCAUGGGGAGCUGCUGAUGGAAUCCUCAUGAUGGAAGUUGAUCGAGUUCUUAGACCUGGAGGCUACUGGGUGCUUUCUGGACCUCCUAUCAACUGGAAAACCAAUUAUAAGGCCUGGCAACGCCCCAAGGAGGAGCUUGAGGAAGAACAGAGGAAGAUUGAAGAGGCUGCUAAACUUCUUUGCUGGGAGAAGAUAUCUGAGAAGGGUGAGACUGCUAUUUGGCAGAAAAGAAAGGAUUCUGACUCAUGCCGUUCUGCACAAGAAAGUUCUGCAGCCAAAGUUUGUAAAUCUUCUGAUUCAGAUAGUGUCUGGUACAACAAAAUGGAAACAUGCAUAACACCUAACAAUGGUAAUGGUGAAGAUGAGAGUCUAAAGCCAUUCCCUGAGAGACUUUAUGCUGUUCCCCCAAGAAUUGCUAAUGGAAAAGUUUCUGGAGUGUCUGUUGAGGAAUAUCAGGAAGACAACAAGAAAUGGAAGAAACACGUUAGUGCUUAUAAGAAGAUCAACAAAUUCCUAGACACGGGAAGGUACCGCAACAUUAUGGACAUGAAUGCUGGACUAGGAGGUUUUGCAGCAGCACUGCACUCUCCCAAGUUUUGGGUUAUGAAUGUUAUGCCAACAAUAGCUGAGAAGAAUACUCUGGGAGUUAUAUAUGAACGGGGACUGAUUGGCAUCUAUCAUGACUGGUGUGAAGCAUUUUCUACAUACCCAAGGACAUAUGAUCUCAUUCAUGCUAAUGGCCUUUUCAGUUUAUACAAGAACAAGUGUGAAUUUGAGGACAUUCUCUUAGAGAUGGACCGUAUUUUGCGUCCAGAAGGAGCUGUCAUUCUUAGAGACAAUGUAGAUGUACUGAUCAAGGUGAGGAAGAUAAUUGGAGGCAUGAGGUGGAACCUCAAAUUGAUGGAUCAUGAGGACGGUCCCCUUGUUCCCGAGAAAAUACUGGUUGCUGUCAAACAAUAUUGGACUCUUGGUGAUACCAACUCCACGUCCUCGCAAUGAGAUGCCACGGAAGAUGUUGUCUGACCAUUUGAACUCGUAUGGAUCAGGAAGACCAACAUCUUAUGAAUACAAAAUCCACGGUUAUGCAAAGAUUUCACCGCUAGAAAUUUUUGAUCGAGCAGGGUCCUUGAGAGGAGGCUCCUCGGCGUAUCUUUAGUCUUGAUGGAUCCAUAAAUUAUACCAGAUGAUCUUGCCUUUUUUUUAUUGUUUUCAUUUACUUCUCUGUUCCAUGUCUCGUUAGAUAGCGACUCUAAAAACUGAGCAACUUGGUAUUCUUAUGAAGCUUUUCGAAAGUCCUUAGGAACACUUCUUCCCUCGAUAUACACUGUAAUGUUGUUCAAUUAUAGUGGAACCUUUGGACAUGGA
This is a messenger RNA of Capsicum annuum, 2873 nucleotides long. Its product is annotated as probable methyltransferase PMT2. Gene Ontology annotation, cellular component: cytoplasm; endosome; trans-Golgi network. NCBI's taxonomy places the organism in Eukaryota, Viridiplantae, Streptophyta, Magnoliopsida, Solanales, Solanaceae. The record is from RefSeq and is a predicted model, not a curated record. The transcript has 7 exons. Bases 660 to 2507 code for a protein of 615 amino acids. Gene Ontology annotation, molecular function: methyltransferase activity.